CUUCCCUUCUCAUCAAACCAUCAGCACAGUCUUCUCGUCCACUAGCUGGUCGUCAAGGUAUGGCCGCCACCGUGGUGAGGUGCCUGCUCAUGGCUGCCGCUGUCCUGGCCCCGCUUCUCGCCGGCUCCGAGGGCGCAUUCCUGUCGUCCAAGUUCUACGACCGGAGGUGCCCGAGCUUGCAGGCCAUCGUGCGGUCGGUGAUGACCCAGGCCGUCGCGGCGGAGCCAAGGAUGGGCGCGUCCAUCCUCCGCCUCUUCUUCCACGACUGCUUCGUCAAUGGCUGCGACGCGUCCAUCUUGCUCGACGACACCGCCAACUUCACCGGCGAGAAGAACGCCGGGCCGAACGCCAACUCGGUGCGCGGCUACGACGUCAUCGACACCAUCAAGGCCCAGGUCGAGGCGGCCUGCAAGGCCACCGUCUCCUGCGCCGACAUCGUCGCCCUCGCCGCACGGGACAGCGUCAACCUGCUCGGCGGGCCGGCCUGGGCGGUGCAGCUUGGCCGCCGCGACGCGCGGAACGCGAGCCAGAGCGCGGCCAACUCCAACCUCCCGAGCCCGGGGUCCAGCCUCGCCUCCCUCAUCGCCACGUUCGGCAGCAAGGGGCUGUCGCCGCGGGACAUGACGGCGCUGUCCGGCGCGCACACCAUCGGGCAGUCCCGGUGCGCCACCUUCCGCGACCGCAUCUACAACGACACCAACAUCGACCCCAAGUUCGCGGCGCUCCGGAAGCAGACGUGCCCGCAGACCGGCGGCGACGCCGCGCUCGCGCCCAUCGACGUUUCGACGCCGACCUGGUUCGACACCACCUACUACGAGAACCUCGCGAACAAGCAGGGGCUCUUCCACUCGGACCAGGAGCUGUACAACGGCGGGUCGCAGGACGCAAUGGUGAGGGUGUACAUGCGCAACCCGGACAUAUUCGCCGGCGACUUCGCCAAGGCGAUGGGGAAGAUGGGUAGCCUCAUGCCGUCGGCGGAUACGCCGACGGAGAUCAGGUUGGACUGCAAGAAGAUCAACUAAGGUCAACCGGAGGAUGAAUCAAGACUCAAGACUCAAGACUCAAGUCCAGUCCGUACGAAGUCGAGAGGCUAUGCUCACAGCUUCACUCAGACUCAGAGUACAUUGAACAGUGAAAGGGGCUGUUAGCCGAUAUGGAAUUAGCUAGUACCGUUGGGCAUGGAUGGCGAGCCAUCUCAAAAACAAGGAACUAGCUAGUAAUCCCGUCGUCAUUUCCAUUUUGUUACUGGCAAUUGUAAUGAUCAAUUAAUCAAGAUUUAUUUUCAAAAAAUUAAUCAAGAUUUCUUUUCA
Messenger RNA from Hordeum vulgare subsp. vulgare (domesticated barley), 1310 nucleotides. Its product is annotated as peroxidase P7-like. The record is from RefSeq and is a predicted model, not a curated record. Gene Ontology annotation, biological process: response to oxidative stress; hydrogen peroxide catabolic process. Gene Ontology annotation, molecular function: heme binding; peroxidase activity. The coding region runs from base 60 to 1022 and encodes 320 amino acids. The transcript has 3 exons. NCBI's taxonomy places the organism in Eukaryota, Viridiplantae, Streptophyta, Magnoliopsida, Poales, Poaceae.